CGGGCGGCCCGGGAGCCUGCGCGCCCCCGCCGUUUCCUAGGAGAUGAAACACACAGGACGCCGGAGCUUCACAAGGGAGGGAGCGAGGGUGUUCAUAAGAAUGGAAGCAGUGUUUCCUUGCCAGGUUCCCUAUUGCUGUAUCUCAUGAACUUACAUAAUCUUGGGGAAAAGCCUGUAUUUAAUGAUGAGAAAUCUGUCAUCAGUAUAGCAACAACAGUGUGAGGACAAAAAUAAAAAAUAAAAAUAAAGGAGGAUUCCAAGUUAUACCCAACAAGGAAGUCAUUUUAAUCAACAAUUUCUGCUGCAUUAUUUUCCAAGAUGAACCGCUACACUACCAUGAGGCAACUGGGGGACGGCACUUAUGGGAGUGUGCUUAUGGGCAAGAACAACGAAUCCGGGGAGCUGGUAGCCAUCAAAAGGAUGAAGAGAAAGUUCUAUUCUUGGGAUGAAUGUAUGAACUUGAGAGAAGUUAAGUCUCUGAAAAAACUUAAUCAUGCGAAUGUGAUUAAACUGAAAGAAGUUAUCAGAGAAAAUGACCAUCUUUAUUUUAUAUUUGAAUAUAUGAAAGAAAACCUCUAUCAAUUAAUGAAAGAUAGAAACAAGUUUUUCCCUGAGUCAGUCAUCAGAAAUAUUAUGUAUCAAAUAUUGCAAGGGCUGGCUUUUAUCCAUAAACAUGGCUUUUUUCAUAGGGAUAUGAAACCAGAAAACUUGCUUUGUAUGGGUCCAGAACUUGUGAAAAUUGCUGAUUUUGGACUUGCAAGAGAAUUAAGGUCACAGCCACCAUAUACUGAUUAUGUAUCUACCAGAUGGUAUCGGGCUCCUGAAGUUUUAUUAAGAUCUUCAGUUUAUAGCUCUCCCAUUGAUAUGUGGGCUGUGGGAAGUAUAAUGGCUGAACUGUAUACAUUAAGGCCACUUUUCCCGGGAACAAGUGAGGUUGAUGAAAUCUUUAAGAUUUGCCAAGUUUUAGGGACUCCCAAAAAAAGUGACUGGCCAGAAGGAUACCAGCUUGCAUCCUCUAUGAAUUUCCGCUUUCCCCAGUGUGUUCCUAUAAACUUAAAAACUCUUAUUCCCAAUGCCAGUAAUGAAGCCAUUCAGCUUAUGAAUGAAAUGUUGAAUUGGGAUCCAAAGAAACGACCAACAGCAAGCCAGGCAUUGAAACAUCCAUAUUUUCAAGUUGGUCAGGUAUUAGGCCCUUCCUUAAAUCACCUGGAAUCAAAACAGCCUUUAAACAAGCACCUGCAACCGUUAGAACCAAAGCCACCUUUAAACAAGCACCUGCAGCCAUUGGAACCAAAGCCACCGUUAGCUGAACUGGAAUCUAAGCCUCUGCAAGACUCAGUUGAUCAGACGGUUGGACAGCCUUAUCCCAAACCCAGCCACCAACCACUGCAGCCCAUUCAGCCGCCACAGAACGUGAGUGUCCAGCAACCUCCAAAGCAACAGAGUCAGCAGAAACCACCACAAACCCUAUUUCCAAGCAUCAUCAAACACAUGCCAACUAAGACAAAUGGCACAGUGGGUCAUAAAAAUGCUAGGAGGCGUUGGGGUCAAGCUGUUUUCAAGUCUGGAGAUAGCUGGGAAGAGUUUGAGGACUAUGAUUUUGGAGCCUCCCAUUCCAAAAAGCCAAGCAUGGGUGUUUUCAAUGAAAAGAGGAAGAAAGAUACUCCAUUUUGGCUUCCAGAGUCUGUCCCCUCGGGCUCCGACCACUCCCUAGGGGAGAAUAAGAGUUUACCUGCAGCUAUUUCUCUAAAAUCUGAUUCUGAAUUAUCAACUGCUUCAACAGCUAAACAGUACUACUUGAAACAAUCAAGAUACCUUCCAGGUGUAAAUCCCAAGAAUGUGUCCUUGAUAGCCAGUGGAAAGGAUAUAGCCCCACAUGCGUGGAACAAUCAGUUGUUUCCUAAGUCAUUGGGACCCACGGGCACAGAACUUGCUUUCAAAAGAAAUAAUGCAGAAGAAAGCAUAAUUAAACCAAUCGAAAAACUAUCAUGCAAUGAAAGUUUUCCUGAAAAAUUAGAGGACCCACAAGGGAAUCUUGGAAGUUAUGCUACUUACAAUCCGUCAGGAUAUAUUCCCUCUGUUCUCAAAAAAGAAGUGGGGUCAGCUGGCCAGAGGAUCCACUUAGCACCUAUUGGUCCAUCAGCUUCAGAAUAUACCUGGAGCACAAAAACUGGUCGGGGGCAGCUUUCAGGACCUCCUUACAACCCUACAGCAAAAAACCUAAAUAUCGUGAACCACGUGCAGCCGGUUCCCUCAGUCCCUGGGAGGACAGACUGGGUGGCUAAGUACGGAGGCCAUCGGUAGGAGUCUCUGGUGUGAAGUCCCACAGCAUUGCCCCACAAACCCUGGGAAAUGUCUACACAUAUCUAUUUCUGCUGAAUUCUGGAAGAAAAAUGCAAUAGUAGGUACUCUGAAGAGCAAAAAUCACCUCCUAUUUAUUUCUUUCUGAGAAAUGAAAUGCAUUUUCUUGGCAUCGUUGCCCACAGUGCUGGUAUAUGAGUAGGACUUAACAAAGUAUUGAAUAAACUAUUUGCCAAAGUAUCGAGCAUUUGAUCUACAUGUUAAUAGAUCGUAAGUUCAAAAGAAACUUUAAAAGAAAAGUCUCCAGAGAGAAAGUGUUUAGAGUGUUACAGUUUUCAUUUGUUGUAUAUUUGCCUAAAUAAUUUAACCUUUCAUCACUUUGCAGUGCUUGACCUGAGAGACUUGGGUUUUUGUUAUUUUUCCAUAGCAAAUUAGGCUGAUCUCAGUGGGCUGUCUGCUGUGGCUCUUAAUUUGGCUAAGGCUCUGCCCUACCACUUUGGCAAUGACAGAAAGAGGGCAAUUAUCAUUUGGUUUUUUGCUGUGAAGCUGUGGGAACGCUGGUAAUUCUAAUCUGGAGCUGGAUGUCUUAGAAAUAAAUGUAUCUUUAACAUAGAGAAUACCCGAGUUAUGCCACCUAAUUUUAGUGGAAAGUCUAUUUGUUUGUUCUUGCCCGAUAUAACUGCGUUGAAUUCGUGGUGACUGCAUUGGCUUGAUGGCUUCUGUGCUAACCAAGUCAAGGUUGUCUUGUCUUCACCUCAAGUCAGUCCUUAAAACUGCAUCUGAUGUUUGUUCAUUGGACUUUAAAAAUGUCCACUGGACACAAAGAUGACACGUGCCAGCUGUUCCUCCCAAACCUACUAGUGCUGCUGCAGGUCACUGACUCAGCCGUGACCUUCACAUUUGCUCUAGAGCAAAUGUGUUCAGCUGCUAUAGCAGUGGUUGCACAUAAAUUUUUUUUUCUGAGUUUUAUGUCUAAAUUGAUAUUUUAAAGACAUUUUGAAUUUAGGAUUAUUCUGUUUAAACCAGCUACUUUAUGGACUGGAGAUUAGCACUAUAUAUUCUUUUUAAAGAAUAAUAGUGUUACGAACAACUUAGAUUUCCAUGUAUUUUAUGACUUUGAAACAAAUGCUAAUGUAAUUGGUGUCUUCUUGUGAACAUUAUCCAAAGGCGGAUUAUAAAAUGAUACGGUAUUUAUGUAUAGAAGAUUCAGCUAUUCAGAUUUCAGAUGUUGAAAAAUGUUAAAAUCUAAAGAGUAUUUAUCCUAGAGGUUAUAUGUAUUUGUACAGUUUAAUGUCUCAAAACUAAAAAAGUCUUUUGUGUUG
This is a messenger RNA of Nycticebus coucang (slow loris), 3623 nucleotides long. It is a transcript of the gene MAK, whose product is annotated as male germ cell associated kinase. Bases 319 to 2304 code for a protein of 661 amino acids. Gene Ontology annotation, cellular component: nucleus; cilium; cytoplasm. NCBI's taxonomy places the organism in Eukaryota, Metazoa, Chordata, Mammalia, Primates, Lorisidae. Gene Ontology annotation, biological process: intraciliary transport; cilium assembly; protein phosphorylation. The transcript is spliced from 15 exons. Gene Ontology annotation, molecular function: protein serine/threonine kinase activity; ATP binding. The record is from RefSeq and is a predicted model, not a curated record.